Molecule: messenger RNA, 3596 nt
Organism: Frankliniella occidentalis (western flower thrips)
Lineage: Eukaryota; Metazoa; Arthropoda; Insecta; Thysanoptera; Thripidae
Product: UDP-glucosyltransferase 2-like
Molecular function (GO): UDP-glycosyltransferase activity
Source: RefSeq, a predicted model, not a curated record
CCCACCCCAAGACGGUGCUGUUUGUCGGGCAUGCCGGCCUGAUGGGAUCCUCUGAGGCCAUGUUCCUGGGCGUGCCACUCGUUUGCAUCCCCAUGUUUUCGGACCAGCCCUUCAACGCUGCCCUGUUCGAGUAUAAGGGCAUCUCGGUGACUCUGGACCACCGCCGUGACCUUAACAAGGACACGAUUCUGGCAGUGUUGCGCAAGAUCCUUGACACCGACAAGUACCGGUCUCGCUCGCGGGAGAUUGCUGCCCUGUUCUCGGAUCGGCCCAGAUCAGCGAUGGAUGAAGCCGUGUGGUGGACGGAGUACGUGGUGCGGCACAGAGGAGCGCGCCACCUUCGGCCGCUGGGCGCUGACCUGCCCCUCUACCAGUACCUGCUCCUCGACGUAGCCGCCGUGGUGCUCGCUGUCGGCAUCGUCACCCUGGUGCUGGCCUGGCUCUUGACGAGUGCUGCACUCAGGGCCCUGCAGGCUGCACUGCGGAGCCGUGGCAACAAGAGGAAAAAUGACUGAACAACACAAGGACAUAAGCUCUUAUGUCGGAUGCCCGACAACUCACCCCAGCUUACUCACCCACAUGGUAGAAAUCGAUUUGUUUUCGGGGUCCCAGCUACAAGUUUUUGCCAACUCGCCCCGAUCCACGAUGUUUUUAAAUUCUCGCCCCAUUUUCCCCUUACAUGAUGAGCGGGUUGGGAUCGCCAAAGAGACAUUGCGCAGGUAGCCAUGGGUGAAGCUGGCACGACGACUCAUCCAAAUACUACUAAAGUAAAUCAUUAUUUACCCUAGCCUCCUGCUCCUGCUUUUGGAAAGCCACCAAGCGGGCUUUUGCAUACGACCUAAUGUCUGUCUAUUUCUCUUGAACGGCUGAGGCUUUUCUAAACUAGACACAGAAAAUGUUUGUGGGACCGCUGGGUUGGGUGAUGAUAUGACACGUGGGUGGGAAAUAUGCCAGUACUUGAGUCCACGUUUACUCGAACGGUAUAAUGUAAAUGCUAAACAAUAAAAUACUUCUGAAGAAAGAUCUCCUGGACAAAGAAAACAAUCACAAUAAAGAAUGAAAGCAGGGUAUCGUAACCUAACAAAACAAUACGUUAUUUUUAGUGCUUUUGUGGUAACGUUCUUGAAACAACCGUAACCGUGAUUUUCUACAGUAACGUUUCGAAUUCCAGACCGAUGUUAUAGGGUACAACUCAAAACGAUACAAAAGCAGUAACAAAACAAAUAGUAACGAAAAUAGUUACUCGGGUUCUUUCGUUACAUUACAGCUAGACCGUUACUAAAUUAUUUAGAGCAGAAGAAACGUUACUGCAAAGUGUUACAUAGAAAACGGUACGUUUCCUUGUAACAGAAUUAAGUAAAUCUAAAUAUGGUACGCGUAAAUACAUUACAUGAAUUGUACCGUAAUUAGAAAAUAACGAUUGAUCACCCGUUGUAACGUUACUCGUGUUAAAGAUUUUUUAAAAGAGCGGAGAGCGAGGCGGAGAGCGACUCUGACAGUCAUCCAUAGGCCGGGGGUUCGACACCGGGCAGGCGAAAUGGAUUCAAGUUUAUCGAGGUUUAUUUAUUUCUUUGAGUUGCUCUGUUCUCGUCUCGAUUUGUCAUGGAUGUGGUCUGAGGAAGGCAUAAUCGAGUCUCAGGUGGGACUCAGCCGUAGUAAUGCACGGCGAGCGCGCCUGCUGACUGUCGAAUGGAUAUCAGCUGCAGGACACCUCGAUCAACACUCAAAACAACAUGGAAUAGGCCUGGAGAUUCUCUGCGCAGUCAGCCACGAUCCAGGCGAAGUCUAUAGUCCAUACUGCAUUCAGGGUAUUCGUUUUUCACGGGGGGGAUUAGAACGCGACUGCGGAGCUGGAGCUAAAGGUCAGGGCAUUUAAGCGAUGGUGGUUUUAUGAGUAACGUUACUGAACAAAACGUUACUGAUACAAAGCUGUAACGUUACAUGUCGUACCGAAAAUGAACGUUAGAAUUUCGUUACGUUUCCUCUCCUGAAAACGUUACAGUUACGGGAAAAUUCAUUGGGGGACCGGCAGCCACCAACUUCCUACAUUCUCUUGGUAACACUGUUAAAGUGGUAUGGCCCUUAAGCACAUUUCGGACACAACCCUUAUAAUGAAAUUUAAGUUUUCGUAUGUUUUGUUUUAAGAACUUGUAGACGACUAUAUGCUGAUCAUUUUGAUAUGGAACACCUAGGGUCGCAAAUUUUGUUUAGUCGGUGCACGAGUCCCUGAGAGUCAGGGUAGUCAUUUUGGUUAAGCAUUGGCCUUACGGGAACGUGUUAUACACGCUGCGCAUUUUAGUUCAUAUUUUUCUUAUUUAAUCAUAAAGACCAAUUUUCCUUGUGUGCUAUCGACGCAGAAUUGAAAGACGAAUCUGUUAAUAAGUUUUUCAACUGUUUCGCAUUACUCCUAACAAACCAGUCUUUAAAAACCCUAGGUUCGACAGGCCGGCCACGGGCUUCCAUAAGGCAACAUGGAGCGCAACCUUAACUUUAAAAGCAAACGAGAAACGAGUCCAUAAAGAGAACUUUUCGAGUGUUGAGUGCACGACGGCUCAAAGAAUAUUUUAGUGCAAAAUAUCGUAUGAUUCAUUACUUGACCUUAAGGGCUAUACACCCCUAACCCGCGCCUGACUGCGCCCCUCAGGACUGCCCAUUGUUGUGGGCAACCGCAACCACCCGUCCGCCCUAGUUCCUCACCGUUACGUAGCCUCGCACGUGACGGGCACUUGGUCCCCUUUCUGGAUAGGGCAGAAGCAGAAGGCAUUUUCGGAGAAGUGUGAAAACUGUGAUCUAAGCAACGGUAGAGAAAUAAAGUCUGAUAUUUUAAAUCAGGCGCAGUCCUUGAUGCAGGAGCGAUGUUUUCAAAACCCCAGCGAUCAAUGUAAGGACUAGCAUAAACGUAAGUUAUUCUGUCAUCUUCAAAGUGCAUCUAAAGGUUAGUGGCGACGCAUAUCUAUUUCAUUUGUCGGAAAACCAGACUCGAGCGCCAAUUCAAAUAUAUUUAAAGUGUUCCUGAUUAUACUCUAAAACCCCUGUCCAAUGGUAUAAGAGUGACUCAAAGCCGAUGAGCCACUUUGCGAAUCUUUUACAAAACUUUCUUCCCCUGAAACUGCCUAGUGAAGUAUGUAUAGUGUUUUAAUCAUGUAACAAGACUAUGUGAUAGUAAAAAUGUUGGACAUCAAUCUAGUAACAAGUAAUUGUUUCUAGCGUGAAUGAAUGGUUUAGUACUGCUAAGGAGAACAGCCUGUGUACUACUGCAAUGUGAGAUCUAUGAAGGAAAACUUGAAUGUGUUAUUAUGCACUCUGGGCAAUUAUCAAUAAAAUUGAUGUCAUGACAUUAUCUGAAUUCACUGUAAAGAAAGGUGAAAAGCAGUUCAAUGAUAUUAGCGCCUUUGAGAGAUUCGAGGGCACUAAGAUGGUGGACGGCAACUAGUGCCUUCAAAAUUACCAGUGCUGUCAUUGAGGGCAAAAUUAUUGCAGACCCCUAUACAAUCGUUGCAGGGUGAAGUGUCUAGUCUCUGUAAGUACAAGGAGAGGUACCCCUGAUAUACCAAGAUAUGUUAUGAUGUACGACAAUAAACGCAUUGGUGAUAUUA